AUGGUAAAGCGUGAUAAACCAAAGAAGCCCCAAUUCCCACUCAAUCAGUUGCCCAUUGAAAGGAGACUCGCCAUUGUCAAGUUCGAUGCAGAGGAUUGCAAAGACGCAAUCCACGACCAACGGAUUCCAAAGACUUUUGGCGACCAGGUGCAUCAGCUGUGUAUCAUUCGCGGCAUCAGAUACCACUAUGGCUUUGCCCAGGAGCUCCGCGGGGUGACCCCAGAGUUCACUCGAGCCUUGAAUGCCCGGGAUAUCAUGAGCGGUAUCAUUCCAACCAUCGCCGCACUCGACGAGGCGCCUUACUGUAUUUGGCAUCCCGAUGUCCCGAGCGAGGAUGCUCUGCGGGCUCUCGUUCAGCGUUACCCAGAUAUGCUCUAUCAUGCUGCUCGUGCCUGUGGCGUCGCCGGAUACAUUGAUUUGUACAAACAGCUUCAUCCUCUUCCGGAGGUGCACGUCGCAGAGGAAGCUGGUUACGCAAGUUUUCAAAAGAAGAACAAGGGCAGCCAGGAGAUCUAUCAGCAUAUUCUGUCUCAGCCCGUGAAAUUCGCAAUCAUGAAUGAUUACAAGCGGACAGUGGAUAUUGCCGGGCGUCGAAUCGCACCUUUGAAUGGCGAUACAGCUGUUUGUUCGAGUCUUGAAGCCAGAUCAAAGUACUCUACCUCUGGAGAUAUUUGCCUUGACGAGAGGCCAUGGGUUUCAAAUUCAAAUUAUUUCAACAUUACCGAGGACUUCGGAAUAGAUGAUCAUGACUGCGAGGCACCCAAGACACCAGAUAAUGAUUUGGCACUGCUUUAUAACCCUCUGCCUGCAGAUCUCCCGCUCAUCAACAAGGAUAGUCUGAUCUAUGUUGCUGCAUACACAGGCAACAUUGACCGCUACGCACGCCUUCGAAGACCAAAGGGGCUUGAACAUGAAUUUGGCAUCGUGAUACGUGGUAUCUAUCAUAAUGCAUUCUUUGCCAAAUGGUGGGGUACGCAGAUUCCCGAGCAGCCACGAGGAGGAGGUAAUGAGGCGGUUAUUCGGCGCGCAAUCAAUGCCCGGCGUAUCAUGUCCAAUGAUCUAUCUUGGGUCACGGCGAAUACCCCGGGUGAGCUACUGCCCGAAAUUAUCUGGUUUCCCGCCGUCGCGGCAGCAUUGACUUAUGAAAGGCUUGCCUAUAUAGAACCCAAAAUGUAUCGGGCAUGUCUUAGUGCUUGCAUUGCUGCGAACUAUGCUUCGACGUGGGAUGACUUGCUUCUCGCUCCACCUGACAAUGUCUAUUGGUUCCAGUCUCCGAGGAAACCUAAUGAGCCUGAGGAUCCUAAGCUAUGGAGAAUUUCCAGAAUCAUCGCCGAUGACUUUUGGAAAGAGGCGGAAGAAUCGCGCAACCCAUACUUUUUGCAAGAAAUGUCGACUGUUGUGCCGAAUAAACCUGAAGAUGGCAAUAAAAUCGUUAGUAUUAUCAGCUUGUUCAUCUUCAUCUGA
Messenger RNA from Penicillium arizonense, 1464 nucleotides. RefSeq lists its product as uncharacterized. Lineage: Eukaryota; Fungi; Ascomycota; Eurotiomycetes; Eurotiales; Aspergillaceae. The transcript has a single exon. The record is from RefSeq and is a predicted model, not a curated record. The coding region runs from base 1 to 1464 and encodes 487 amino acids.